AUGCCGCACGGAGGUCGCGAGCAGUCGCCGCGCUCCUCCAAGCUCGGCCCGGCGGGGCGGGGGAGGGUUUUUAAGAACUCUCGCCUGCGCCCCACCGAAACCAGGACGCUGCACGUGGCGAUACAAGGGUUCGUCGCCAGUGCCACGCCGACCCCAUCAGCCACCGGAGGUGCGGGGGAGGAAUUCUUCCCCCCGCCCCCCUCGAUACCCGACACCCCGGCGUCGCCCUCGCCUCCGCUGCGCACGGCCCCACCCGCGUGGCCGACCGCGGCGCCGGAACAGGAACAGGAUCCGGAACCUAUGGACGUGGUGCCGACCACCGCCACUCCGGACGCGGGUGUCACACACCCGACCACCUUCACUCGUGACGCCGGUGUGACACACCCGCCGUCCGCAAUACCGCGGCCGACUCCACGGCCUAUACUGACACCGAUGCGGCGCAACCUGCCGCCACCGCAGCCGCCGCCCCACGCGCCACCGCUCCUCGCGCCCCCGCCCCCGCACUAG
Messenger RNA from Spodoptera frugiperda (fall armyworm), 507 nucleotides. RefSeq lists its product as uncharacterized. Bases 1 to 507 code for a protein of 168 amino acids. NCBI's taxonomy places the organism in Eukaryota, Metazoa, Arthropoda, Insecta, Lepidoptera, Noctuidae. The record is from RefSeq and is a predicted model, not a curated record. The transcript has a single exon.